Molecule: messenger RNA, 462 nt
Organism: Aspergillus affinis
Lineage: Eukaryota; Fungi; Ascomycota; Eurotiomycetes; Eurotiales; Aspergillaceae
Exons: 2
Coding region: 1-462 (153 amino acids)
Source: RefSeq, a predicted model, not a curated record
AUGGAUACCCUCAGUGUACAAAUCGUGUCAGACCUGCACCCGAAAUACAGCGACUUGGAUAUUCCCGUCACGACCCCAUACAUCGCAUUCCUCGGUAACGUCCAUCAAGUGAAAGAUAACCACUACUUACAUCUAGAGCUCAAGAUCUUCCCUUUCUUCGAGACUUAUCUCCGGCGCUACAAGGUCGUCUUCCUUGUCCUCGGCGUUCGAGAGACACAGUACAUAAAAUACGACGCUGCAGUGGAGCAAAUCCGUGCCUUCGAAGCAAGGAUCAACGAGCAGCCCGGGUUAGGCAAAUUCGUCUUCCUCGAUCAAAAAAUAUAUGACAUCUCCCCAGAUACCACCGUCCUAGGAUUCGGUAAUACCUACCGAUCGAUCGAUGACUACAACGCCGCGCAUGAAUCCGAUCUCGCCUGGCUGAACCAACAGGUCGCUCACAUGGCAGAGCACGAACCACACUAG